AUGAGUUUGGUGGCCUAUUCAGGAUUUGUUCAGACGAAGGGGGCACAGUUUGUGUUAGACGAUUCCCCUUUUAUAUUCAAUGGGUUCAACGCUUAUUGGAUGAUGCACGUUUCAUCACAGCCAAACCAAAGGGAGAAAGUGUCGAAUGUAUUCCGAGAGGCUGCAAAUGCUGGUCUCACUGUGUGCCGAACGUGGGCUUUCAGUGAUGGAGGAGAUCAAGCUCUUCAGAUAUCGCCCGGAGUUUACAAUGAAUAUGUGUUUCAGGCACUUGAUUUUGUAGUUUCAGAAGCUGCCAAGCUAUCGUCACAAGACGAUGAUACCCAGAUGGUAUUCAUGAGAAGAUGGAUGACAAGCCACUGGCGAGACUCCAAGACCCUCUUGAGAAAACCGAUGGUUUUCACCGAAUUCGGAAAGUCGUGCAAAGAUAAAGGUUUUAGUAUAGCAUCAAGAGAUGAGUAUAUGAACGCAGUCUAUAGUAGCCUCUACAGUUUUGCGAGGGGUGGAGGGAUUGGUGGGGGGUUGGUGUGGCAGAUUCUGGACGUGGGAAUGGAAUCUUAUGCCGAUGGGUAUGAGAUUGUACUUUCUGAAAGUCCAUCGACAAGCUCGAUUAUCAACCAGCAGUCGAGGCAGAUGACUGCUCUACAACACAUGAUGAGCAAGCCAUGA
This is a messenger RNA of Striga hermonthica, 666 nucleotides long. The record is from the annotation of a GenBank genome assembly. NCBI's taxonomy places the organism in Eukaryota, Viridiplantae, Streptophyta, Magnoliopsida, Lamiales, Orobanchaceae.